ACAGCCGGAUGAACGAAUGUCAUCGACUUCACUGUGUUGAAUAGGGGACAUCGAAACACAGAUCUUCAGUAGUUUCACACUCUAAGAUCACCCGCAGACUUGAUUAUGGCCAACGAUGAAAGCUGCAAGAAGUAUGGGGUCCCAGUCUACGGAGCUGCCUGGGUUCCACCUGGCGCCAUCAGAUCUGCUCCCAAACCGCCGCCAGAGGGAGAUGGUGACGAUAAGGACGCCGCCGACAAGUCGCCUCUGAUCGCCACCCACAACUACGUCGUCAUGGCUGGAGGGGGCGGCGAAGGGAAUAGUGGUAUCCCCAAUGCUAUCCUUCUAGCUCGAUUCGAUUUCGAUUCCAGCUUUCUCUCCGAUCUGCCUGUGGCAAGGCUUGGAACUGGCAGUGAUCUGCCUUACAGGAUGACUGUCCACCCUGGGGGAGAAGGUCUUAUUUGUUCCUUACCAAAGAGUUGCAGUUGGUUUGAGUGGGAUGCAGGCAGUGACACAGAUGAUGGUGCUUUAAGUGUGAAGUUAUCUGAGAGAUUACUUAAGCAAUUGGAAGACGUUGGACAGCAAUUAGCACUAACAUUUAACAAUGAGGGUUCUCUACUUGCUGUUGGUGGUGAGGAUGGCAAGCUGAGAGUUUUCAAAUGGCCUAGCAUGGAAAUUAUUAUUGAUGAGGCCAAUGCCCAUUCUUGUGUAAAAGAUUUAGAUUUCAGCCCUGAUGGGAAAUUUCUUGUAUCUGCUGGAAGUGGCCCUUGUAGGGUUUGGAAUGUCUCAACAUCUGCAUCAGUGGCUUCUUUGCAGAAGGAAAAUGACGAGAUUUUAGGCUUUUGUAGGUUCUCACGAAGUAGUGACAAUAACCAAGCACUCUAUGUCACUGCAAUGCAAGGAAAAGGAGGAAGUAUUGUGAAGUGGAGCACUGCUUCAUGGAAUAGGAUGAGCUCAAAAUGGGUUUCCCGUGACCCAAUUUCAGCUUUUAAUGUUUCAGCUGAUGGGAAGCUCCUAGCAAUUGGGACCAUUCAAGGAGAUGUUCUUAUCUUGAGUUCCAACUUACAAGUACUAACCACUGUUAAGAAAGCACAUCUUGGUCUCGUGACUACGUUGAAGUUCUCCGACGAUUCGAGGGCUUUGCUCUCUACCUCAUUGGAUUCAAGUGUAAGGGUGACAGUUAUCAAGGACAAGUCCGAUAAAAAAGGAUUCAACUUGUGGAUCAUUCUUUUAAUUAUUCUAAUGGCGAUAGCUGUAUAUUAUGCGAAACGCGAAGGGAAACUCUCAUUGCCGCUCGAUUUUCCAAUCAAGUUUUGAAGUAUCGAAAUUUACCUCAGAUCUGCAAUUUGAUAAUUUUCAAUUAAUGCCUGUUUUGUAGACUGGACCUAGGUUCUGGAUUUGGUGGAACUGAUCACCAAACACUGUAAUCUGUUUUGUUUUUGUACAUAGUUUUUAGAUGAAUGGUUUCCCUCUCUUAGAAAUAAAACUCCGAGACCAGAACGUCAUGCUCUUAGAGUGUACGUAUCAGUAACAGUUAUUAUACCGAUAUAUUGAUAUUGAUGUUACAUACAUUGACUUUGAUAAAAUCGUAUGAAUGUCAUUAUACCAGGAUUUGAACAUUU
Ipomoea nil (Japanese morning glory) is the source of this 1601-nucleotide messenger RNA. Its product is annotated as SEC12-like protein 2. Gene Ontology annotation, molecular function: guanyl-nucleotide exchange factor activity; protein binding; GTPase activator activity. The coding region runs from base 106 to 1296 and encodes 396 amino acids. The record is from RefSeq and is a predicted model, not a curated record. Gene Ontology annotation, cellular component: endoplasmic reticulum membrane. Gene Ontology annotation, biological process: protein secretion. The transcript is spliced from 10 exons. Lineage: Eukaryota; Viridiplantae; Streptophyta; Magnoliopsida; Solanales; Convolvulaceae.